Messenger RNA from Fukomys damarensis (Damara mole-rat), 625 nucleotides. It is a transcript of the gene Sfta2, whose product is annotated as surfactant associated 2. NCBI's taxonomy places the organism in Eukaryota, Metazoa, Chordata, Mammalia, Rodentia, Bathyergidae. The transcript has 4 exons. Bases 293 to 526 code for a protein of 77 amino acids. The record is from RefSeq and is a predicted model, not a curated record.
GGUUUCUGUGAGGAUGCAGGGCGAUUUCUGGAGACUCGGCAGUCAGGGAGGGUGCAGGACGCUGUGAGCAUCACACGAAGCCUGGAGCGGAGCGGCCACCGAGAACGGUCCACCCCGAGCAGCAGGCCUAGGGCGGGAGCUGCGUGGAGCACAGCAGGACGAGGCUCUGUGUCACCGAGGUUCUCCAAGGGCCGUGGAACCCUCCCCCUGGAGGGAGAACUGGAACGUCCAGCUGCGGAUCGCUCUCCCCUUCCCCAGACACCUCUUGCCCACCAGAGACCUCGGGGCCACCAUGGGGUCCCUGCUGCCCCUCUUCCUCCUCCUGGCCCUCCUCAGCAGCUCAAGAGGGACAGGGCCAAGUGCAACUCUGCAAGUAAAGCUGAAGGAGCCUUCUCAGGCCCGCGUCUCCCACACCAGCCUCCCGGAAUUGCUCAGAAAGCUCUGCCUCGUCCUCCGCCUCCCAUCAGGGACCGACAUCACCCUCCAUCAUAAGGGACCCCAACACCACCUCAUCUGCAGAGCCUGAAGCCACUGCAGGCCAUGCCUGACCCGUCUUCAGCAGGGCCUGCUCCUGCCAAUAAACGUGCUCUGAGGAGGGCCUGGCCCUGAACACAGGCUGGCUGGG